GCUACCACGGCUACGUUUCUGUGCAGAAUUUGUCCGACUGCAUAUGGUCAUUUGCAGAGACUGUUCUGGAUCACUAUCAUUUUCCAAACGAGAAUAUGGCGCCGGCUCUGCGCAUCCAGAUGUACAAGCGGAUUUCCACGGUCAAGAACCUGACGUACUUUAGCCACAGGCUUUCUCAGGUGAUCGGCUGGCUGGAACGCAACACUCUAGACAGGUUUCUGGGCAGUGCAAUUCUCGACGCUUUCGACCGCCGGGAGCACGUGAAAGAAAGGCUGCUAAAUUACGACUACGACGCAGCGUUUCAAAUCAGCACGGACAUGGUGGCCACGUUCGACAAGCAGAUACAGAAUCUUGAUAUUGGAAAAAUGGAAAUAAUCGCGUGAGCUCAGCUUUUAACCAUGUUCUGUUGAUCUGCCGAUGCCAAAACGUAUAAAUAUCGAUGCGGGACAAUUCCUGUUCCUACCGGUAUGUUCUACGAGCUCAAGGAUUGGAGCUCGGUUGCGUCGACCGACCGAUCGCACCCGCUGAUUUUCGAGACUGACCGCAAACCGUGCUACAUCAUGGCCGAUGUGGGCCAUUCGCAGCAAGACGACAGGUUUUUAGAGGAUCUGUUAAAACUGUGCGACCUCACCGGCAUGCGCCAAAAACACUAUCAAGACAUAGUCAGAAAACAGGUAAGAGAAGAACUGCUGCUGAAAAGCAUCUUUCUGAGACUCGCCUCAAAAGUUCGCGGAGCUUCCUACGUGGACUCGCGAGUGGACAAAUACAUCCGAGCGAAAGGCAUCCUCACCCCUGGAAAGUAUCCAAUUGUCCAGAAACCGAUUUUGAAAAGGGUCGAGUGCAACGACCUGGGGCUCAAGUACAAUUUUGACAUGGAGGCGCUGGAGAUUGAAAAUCAAGAGAAACUUAAACUAGAGGCGAAGGAUGCAGACAUUUUGUACCUGGAAGCUCCAAACAAGGGCAAGCUUUACAUCAGGAAAGUGAAGCCUUUGUUGGACAUACAAUCUCCUUUUAUAAAGGAGGCCUGCAGCGCGCGCAUUCGGAGACGCACGCAGUAUUUUGACAGGAUUCUCGGGGAGAAACACCAGAGCUUUGACGAGUUUGAGGACCGGCUGCUGAAUCAACCGAUCCGUAACUACAUUAAGUGAUACCAAUGCUCACAGCUGCUGGACGACUUUCUGGUGCACGGGUGCAGAAUAUCAAAAAAAAAAACAUUUCAUGCCAACCUGAAAAUUAUAUAAUUUAAUGAAUAGUCAUGACU
Ogataea polymorpha is the source of this 1261-nucleotide messenger RNA. RefSeq lists its product as uncharacterized. The transcript has a single exon. The coding region runs from base 468 to 1148 and encodes 226 amino acids. The record is from RefSeq and is a predicted model, not a curated record. NCBI's taxonomy places the organism in Eukaryota, Fungi, Ascomycota, Pichiomycetes, Pichiales, Pichiaceae.